This is a messenger RNA of Tupaia belangeri chinensis (Chinese tree shrew), 329 nucleotides long. Its product is annotated as cathepsin L1-like. The annotation marks the transcript as partial. The record is from RefSeq and is a predicted model, not a curated record. The transcript has 2 exons. Lineage: Eukaryota; Metazoa; Chordata; Mammalia; Scandentia; Tupaiidae.
AUGAAAUAUGAGUCCUUCACUCUUGCUGGUCAUCCUUUGCUUGGGAGUAGCUGCAGCUGCCCCCACAGUUCCAACCGGCUUAGAUGCCCAACAGCAGGAGACUGCAAACUACAAAAACCUUCAUGAUCUGGUUGGUAAUGCAGAAGGGUCAGUGAGCGAACUGUCAGAGGAGCAUAAGAAAAUGAUUAUGCAGCGCAUCCAGAAAUAUAUGGAAGAGAAUGGAAGCAACAACGUGGAAAUGCUUUCCAUCAUUGGCUCGGUGAGUGUGGCGUGGAAUGCUGGACCCUGGGCUUCCUGUCCUCACUUCUUUCCCCAAAUAAUCUCUUGCU